UAAAAAAUAUGAAAGAAACAUAAAUGACCUGUGAUUAAACCUUGACACUGACCUCCUUGGGAAUUUUGAGUUCGUUCAUCCAGCAAAAAGUAGCUUCAAAUAAUUAGUUAGGAUCAUGAAAAUGGCGUUUUGAGACAUCAUUUGUCAUUUCAACAGCUGCGUUCAACUUUAUUCUACUUUUAAUUCAACUUGUCAUCGGUUUUUAAAUAUCUUAUUUCGAGGUGCUGACAACGGACUCGGAUUGCCCUGCCUGUUACUACCGACCAGCUGAUCUUUCAGUUAUUAAUUUUUUUGAUUUUUAAAAUUUAAACUUUAAAAGUUUAAAGGCACAAAUUUUGUAAGACCGUCGCACUGAAUCAUGUUCGGCAGAAGCAUCGUGUUCUUUCUCUCAACAAACACGAGAUUUUUAAGAUCCUCACUGUCGUUGAAAACAAGCAAAAACCUCAAUCCAGUUUUUCUUAAUCUCAAUGCCGCACGGUUUUGCACAUCGUCCACCAAAGCGUCCACCGAAACAUCGGCAACAAGUAUCACCACGGUUGAUGAGGACGGCGCCUUGCAAUUCACACCAAACACGUACCGACUGAAAUUAGUGACAUUCAACGACAGCCCCCAGUACACUGAACGGCCCGAUGAUCACAAAUUGAACCACGACAGCCUUCCCGCCAAUCCCAUCGUCGUCGGCUCAGUAAUCAACCGUCCCAACGUGACGCCUGACGAUCCUGUAGUCCAGGAGUACUUGAAUGGGAUCAAAAGUGAAAACAGGAGCUACCUGGCCAGGGCAAUCACAUUGAUUGAAAGUACCCACCCAAUGAAGAGGGCGCAAGGUCAGGUCCUGGUCAGAGAAGUUCUCGAGUAUUGUCGCCGGAAGCAGAAACAUUCAUUGAAUUCUGCCAUGUCUUUUCGAAUUGGUUUGUCAGGGCCUCCAGGGGCAGGUAAAAGUACCCACAUCGAGGCUCUAGGUAAAAUGCUCACCAAGAGAAAUCACAAAGUGGCUGUUCUGGCUGUUGACCCCUCGUCCUCCACUUCUGGAGGUUCUUUGUUGGGUGAUAAAACGAGAAUGCUUCAACUGGCAGUGGACCCAAAUGCCUACAUCAGACCCUCUCCUAACUCAGGAACGUUAGGUGGGGUGACUCGAGUGACUAACGAUGCGAUCGUCCUAUGUGAGGGGGCCGGCUAUGAUAUAAUCAUUGUUGAAACAGUUGGUGUUGGCCAGUCAGAGUUUGCAGUUGCUGAUAUGGUUGAUUUGUUUGAGCUGUUGCUGCCUCCAGCUGGUGGAGAUGAAUUGCAAGGCAUAAAGAAAGGAAUUGUGGAGGUGGCUGACAUGGUGGUGAUCAACAAAUCCGACGGGGACCUCAUCCCUGCAGCUAGAAGAAUUCAAAUGGAAUACGUUAGCGCCAUGAAGUUCAUCAGGCCUAAGACUAAAGUCUGGAAGCCAUGCGUGUUGCGAGUGUCAUCAGUUUCAAAGGAAGGCAUGGAGGAGAUGUGGGCGAAGAUGGAGGAGUACUACAAGGUCAUGUCGUCGUCAGGGGAGCUGGAGAGGCUGCGUCGCAGGCAGCACGUCAGAUGGAUGCACAACCACAUUCACGAUAGUUUGGUAUCCGUCUUCCACGAGAUCCCAAGAGUUAAAGAACUGAUUCCUGACUUGGAGGAGUUAGUUCGGAAGGGAGUUGUUACCCCCGGACAAGCUGCUGAUAAGGUGAUGAGGGAUUUCAUCAGGCAGAUAGAUGAGAACUUGCUGAGGUAUAGAGUACCUACAUCGUCACAGGACGAUGAUACGUCAUCAUCUUCGGAUAGUAGUGACGAUGAUAGGAGCGAGAAAAAAGAUAAGAAGAAAGAUAAGGUCAAACAUGAGUUAGAUAAAUUAGUCGGCAAGAAGAAAGACGCGCCGAGGUUCGGUUACGGCAGAACUGCUAAUUACUGAAAAGUAGAAAUUUCCCUGCAGAUUUUCAUAUAAUUAUAUAAUUUUAUUUUUAUUUUUUCUCAUUUUAUUUCAAAAUAAAGUUAUUCUUUGUAAAUGUUAUUUUUUUUUAGUAUUGAUAGGUGAAGUUUAUUUCGUACUUAACAAAAAAUAAUAGUUCCACAAACUGCAACAUCAAUCAUGAUUUGCUUUGAAUUGUAUGAUAAGUGUAAUUUAAUGUAACAUGUUGAUUCUAAUUCUUGCAUAGUUCAUUAAACAUUAUUUUUUGAUUUUUCAAACGUUUUUCGACGGUCCGGUUUAAAAAAUAAAAUUUAUUUCAUCCUGA
Helobdella robusta is the source of this 2243-nucleotide messenger RNA. RefSeq lists its product as hypothetical. Gene Ontology annotation, molecular function: ATP hydrolysis activity; GTP binding; GTPase activity. Gene Ontology annotation, cellular component: cytoplasm. The record is from RefSeq and is a predicted model, not a curated record. Bases 359 to 1921 code for a protein of 520 amino acids. The transcript has 6 exons. NCBI's taxonomy places the organism in Eukaryota, Metazoa, Annelida, Clitellata, Rhynchobdellida, Glossiphoniidae.